GUAUAGCUUAUACCGGGGUUCAGGGCGUUGUAUACCAGGGCUACAAAAUACGUUAACGCAUUACAUGUACUGUACUGUACAGGCAUUGCGAACACACUGUACGCACAGCGCAUUGAAACGCAUAGGGUUUGCAUACAAGUCGGCCAUUGCUAUACCCAUUGUGUGUCUGUUUUGGUUAACAAUCACAACACGUUUCCCACAAUCGCAGCACUACUUCGAGCCGUAAAUCACGUUUAAAGCGGACUUCGGGUGUGUAUAUCACGUGACCAACACAACUAGUGUGACCAACAAGUAUGUCUGGCCGGUACCGGGACUGGAAUCUGGACGCGAAGGUAUACGUCGGGAAUUUGCAGGAAAACGCCAUCAAAUCGGACGUGGAGUCGGCGUUCGGCAAAUACGGGCCGCUGAAGAACGUAUGGGUCGCCCGAAACCCCCCGGGCUUUGCCUUCGUUGAGUUCGAGGACGCCAGGGAUGCCGAGGACGCCGUCAGGGGUCUCGAUGGCACUCGUAUCGGUGGCGCCCGAGUGAGGGUCGAGAUGUCUCACGGAAGGACCCGUCGGGGCGGAGGCGGUGGUGGCGGAGGAGGAGGUGGUGGAGGCGGCGGUGGCGGUAGACGUCGCGACGGCGGCGGUGGUGGUCGCGAGUCGAGUUGGUCACUCUAUCGGGUGAUCAUGGCGGUAGACGUGAGUAUUCCCGCGGACGCCGUUCCCGCAGUGGUUCCCGGAGCCGUUCCCGAUCUCGACAUAGACCUGAGGGGUGGCCCAGUCAUAGAGGGGCCCACCGUUUGA
This is a messenger RNA of Medioppia subpectinata, 788 nucleotides long. Lineage: Eukaryota; Metazoa; Arthropoda; Arachnida; Sarcoptiformes; Oppiidae. The record is from the annotation of a GenBank genome assembly.